CCCGGGUAACAGAGAAGCGGCCGCGGCGGUAGAGGCGGCGGAGACGGUUUCUCCAUCUUCCCCCCCUCCCCUUCCCCCCUCGGAGUUUCCCUCCCUCCCUCCCUCCCUCCCAGUCUGGGCACUGGGGCCUGUGACCGCUUCGUUAGUGGAGAGGGAGCUGCCAGUCCUCUUCUGCAGGCCUUUGCCCCGCGCCGUUCUCGGGGCCUCCUUGCUGAGCCCGAGGCUCACGCCGAGAGGGACACGCAGUGAGGAGCGAGUGAAGCGGCUUUGCGGUUUUAUAGUGCAUCCCUGAGCAUGAGUGCAGAAUGAAGCGACGUUUAGAUGACCAGGAGUCACCGGUGUAUGCGGCCCAGCAGCGUCGGAUUCCUGGCAGCACAGAGGCUUUUCCUCACCAGCACCGGGUGCUUGCCCCUGCCCCUCCUGUGUAUGAAGCAGUGUCUGAAACCAUGCAGUCAGCCACAGGAAUUCAGUACUCUGUAACACCCAGCUACCAGGUUUCAGCUGUGCCACAGAGCUCUGGUAGUCAUGGGCCCACCAUUGCAGCAGUUCAUAGCAGCCAUCAUCACCCAACAGCUGUGCAGCCCCAUGGAGGUCAGGUGGUCCAGAGUCAUGCUCAUCCAGCCCCACCAGUUGCACCAGUGCAGGGACAGCAGCAGUUUCAAAGGCUCAAGGUGGAAGAUGCGCUAUCCUAUCUUGACCAGGUGAAGCUGCAGUUUGGUAGUCAGCCUCAGGUCUACAACGAUUUUCUUGACAUCAUGAAGGAAUUUAAAUCUCAGAGCAUUGACACGCCAGGAGUGAUUAGUCGAGUGUCUCAGCUAUUCAAAGGCCACCCUGAUUUGAUAAUGGGCUUCAAUACCUUCUUACCCCCUGGCUACAAAAUUGAGGUGCAAACCAAUGAUAUGGUGAAUGUGACAACUCCUGGCCAGGUUCAUCAGAUCCCCACCCAUGGCAUCCAGCCUCAGCCCCAACCACCACCCCAACAUCCUUCCCAGCCUUCAGCCCAAUCAGCCCCAGCUCCUGCCCAGCCAGCUCCUCAAGCCCCACCUACCAAAGUCAGCAAGCCUUCCCAACUACAAGCACAUACUCCAGCCAGUCAGCAGACUCCCCCACUUCCACCAUAUGCAUCCCCGCGUUCUCCACCAGUCCAGCCUCAUACACCAGUGACAAUCUCAUUGGGAACGGCCCCGUCCUUGCAGAACAAUCAGCCUGUGGAGUUCAAUCAUGCCAUCAACUAUGUUAAUAAGAUCAAGAACAGAUUCCAGGGCCAACCAGACAUCUACAAAGCAUUCCUGGAGAUUUUGCACACAUAUCAGAAAGAACAGAGAAAUGCCAAGGAAGCUGGAGGAAACUAUACGCCAGCAUUGACUGAGCAGGAGGUAUAUGCCCAGGUAGCUCGUCUCUUUAAAAACCAGGAGGAUCUAUUGUCAGAGUUCGGACAGUUCCUACCGGAUGCCAAUAGCUCUGUGCUUUUAAGCAAAACAACUGCUGAGAAGGUUGAUUCUGUGAGGAACGACCAUGGGGGCACUGUGAAGAAGCCCCAACUGAACAACAAGCCACAGAGGCCCAGCCAGAAUGGCUGCCAGAUCCGCAGGCACUCUGGGUCAGGAACCACCCCUCCAGUGAAGAAGAAACCCAAACUGCUCGGCCUAAAGGAGUCCUCUAUGGCAGAUGCCAGCAAGCAUGGUGUAGGAACUGAAUCAUUAUUUUUUGAUAAGGUCCGAAAGGCUCUUCGAAGCACAGAGGCAUAUGAAAAUUUCCUGCGCUGUCUUGUUAUUUUUAACCAGGAGGUGAUCUCUCGGGCUGAGCUUGUACAACUAGUCUCUCCUUUCCUGGGGAAAUUCCCUGAAUUGUUUAAUUGGUUUAAAAACUUCCUGGGCUAUAAAGAAUCUGUACAUCUGGAAACUUUUCCAAAGGAACGAGCCACAGAGGGCAUUGCAAUGGAGAUAGAUUACGCCUCUUGUAAACGAUUAGGCUCCAGCUAUCGUGCCCUACCCAAGAGUUACCAGCAGCCCAAGUGUACAGGACGGACUCCUCUCUGUAAAGAGGUUUUAAAUGAUACCUGGGUUUCCUUCCCUUCAUGGUCUGAGGACUCUACCUUUGUUAGUUCCAAGAAGACCCAGUAUGAAGAACAUAUUUAUCGUUGUGAAGAUGAACGCUUUGAGCUUGACGUAGUUUUAGAGACCAAUCUGGCAACAAUUCGGGUUCUAGAAGCAAUACAAAAGAAGCUUUCCCGCUUGUCUGCUGAAGAACAAGCCAAAUUUCGCUUGGACAACACCCUUGGGGGCACGUCAGAAGUUAUCCAUCGAAAAGCACUCCAAAGGAUAUAUGCUGAUAAAGCAGCUGACAUCAUUGAUGGUCUGAGGAAGAACCCCUCCAUUGCUGUUCCAAUUGUCCUUAAAAGGUUGAAGAUGAAAGAGGAAGAAUGGCGAGAAGCUCAGAGAGGCUUUAACAAGGUGUGGCGAGAACAAAAUGAGAAAUACUACUUGAAGUCUCUGGACCACCAGGGCAUCAACUUUAAACAGAAUGACACCAAGGUCUUGAGGUCUAAGAGCUUACUCAAUGAGAUUGAGAGUAUCUAUGAUGAGAGGCAAGAGCAGGCUACAGAAGAGAAUGCUGGUGUACCUGUCGGCCCACACCUCUCACUUGCUUAUGAAGAUAAACAAAUACUGGAGGACGCUGCUGCUCUGAUCAUCCACCACGUAAAGAGACAGACAGGCAUUCAGAAGGAGGACAAAUACAAAAUCAAGCAAAUCAUGCAUCAUUUCAUUCCGGAUCUGCUCUUUGCUCAGAGAGGUGAUCUCUCGGAUGUGGAAGAAGAGGAAGAAGAGGAGAUGGAUGUAGAUGAGGCUACAGGGGCAGCUAAGAAGCACAAUGGUGUUGGGGGCAGUCCCCCUAAGUCCAAGCUAAUGUUUAAUAAUACAGCAGCUCAAAAAUUAAGAGGCAUGGAUGAAGUAUACAAUCUCUUCUACGUCAAUAACAACUGGUAUAUCUUUAUGCGGCUGCACCAGAUUCUCUGCUUGAGGCUUCUGCGGAUUUGUUCCCAAGCGGAACGACAAAUUGAAGAGGAAAACCGAGAGAGAGAGUGGGAACGGGAAGUGCUGGGCAUAAAACGUGACAAGAGUGACAGCCCCGCCAUCCAGCUACGUCUCAAAGAACCUAUGGAUGUUGAUGUAGAAGAUUAUUACCCAGCAUUCCUGGACAUGGUGCGGAGCCUGCUGGAUGGCAACAUAGACUCGUCACAGUAUGAAGAUUCCCUGAGAGAGAUGUUCACCAUUCAUGCCUACAUUGCCUUUACCAUGGACAAACUGAUCCAGAGCAUUGUCAGACAGCUUCAGCACAUUGUAAGUGAUGAGAUCUGUGUGCAGGUGACUGACCUUUACCUGGCAGAAAAUAAUAAUGGGGCCACCGGAGGCCAGCUAAACACACAGACUUCAAGGAGCCUCCUGGAGUCAACGUAUCAGCGGAAAGCCGAGCAGCUUAUGUCAGAUGAGAAUUGCUUUAAGGUGAGAGAGUUGCUCAUGUAGCCAAGGACUUUGCUGGUAUAAAUUGUUAGGACUCCGUAAACUUAGAGUUAAAGCUAGUGUUCUUUGACCCAGUGAUACCACUCCUGAAACUUUUUAGAAUUCUAAUGAGCUCAUCAGAGGAAAUAUAAAGAACUUGGAAAAGUGGAAGUAGCUAUCUUUC
Molecule: messenger RNA, 3684 nt
Organism: Otolemur garnettii (small-eared galago)
Lineage: Eukaryota; Metazoa; Chordata; Mammalia; Primates; Galagidae
Product: paired amphipathic helix protein Sin3a
Exons: 17
Coding region: 306-3524 (1072 amino acids)
Biological process (GO): negative regulation of transcription by RNA polymerase II
Cellular component (GO): chromatin
Molecular function (GO): transcription corepressor activity
Source: RefSeq, a predicted model, not a curated record